Molecule: messenger RNA, 405 nt
Organism: Lactuca sativa (garden lettuce)
Lineage: Eukaryota; Viridiplantae; Streptophyta; Magnoliopsida; Asterales; Asteraceae
Source: RefSeq, a predicted model, not a curated record
AUGUCCCCAUACCGGCUAGUGUUUGGAAAACCAUGUCGCCUUCCAGUUAAGCUCGAGCACAAAGCUUUUUGGGUUGUACAUAAAUUCAACUUGAAUGAAUAUGAGGAGGGAUACAAAAGGAAGUUACACAUUCAAGAGUUAGAGGAGAUCAGAAAUGAUGCGUAUGAAAGUGACAAGAUUUACAAACAGAAGACAAAGCCGUAUCAUGACAAAAUGAUCUCCCGGAAGACUUUUGCACAAGGACAAAAAUUUCUUCUUUACCACUCAAGGUUCAAGUUGAUUUCGGGGAAGUUAAGAUCAAGAUGGGUUGGUCCUUUCGUGGUCAUAAAGAUAUUCGACCAUGGUGCAGUGGAAAUCACAAGCCAACAAACUGGAAAAACAUUCAAAGUCAAUGUCAUAGAUUGA